Molecule: messenger RNA, 1856 nt
Organism: Colletotrichum godetiae
Lineage: Eukaryota; Fungi; Ascomycota; Sordariomycetes; Glomerellales; Glomerellaceae
Product: alcohol dehydrogenase GroES-like domain-containing protein
Exons: 2
Coding region: 468-1616 (382 amino acids)
Biological process (GO): D-sorbitol catabolic process
Molecular function (GO): L-iditol 2-dehydrogenase (NAD+) activity; zinc ion binding
Source: RefSeq, a predicted model, not a curated record
CGCCGCUGAGUUAGCAGACGAUGCACGAUUUUGGUGGUUUCUCAGACAUAGCACGGCACAGCGCAGCUCGCUCACUCAUCCUCCCAGAAGAUCCGUAACUUGGUCGCAUUCCCUAUCCUGACCACGUCCCUCCACAUCCCUCCAACCCCUCCAAUCCCGACCCAUCACACCGUUACUGCGGGCCAAGGGCAACAGUCAUAGCUAUUUAAUCCAUUGCGCGCCUGUCUAAGAUACACGGAGCCUCAACCUACUCUCGCUCUCCUCGCUCGUCCAUCAUCCAACGUUCCGAUUCUCUCUGUGUUCCUCCAGCGAUACCCCUUUUGCUUAGGAGACUGUAAACUUUGUGACGAACGCCCAACCAAAAGUUAACUUUGCGCUUCCCUCGGUGGAACGAGCACCGACCAACUCCCAAAACACCAUCCCUCACCAGACCAUCCCUCGUCCCGUAACCCCGCAAUCCAUCCAUCAUGGCCGGCACUGAGGGCAAAAGCAACCUUUCCUUCAUCCUCAACAAGCCCCACGACGUCGAGUUCGCCGAGCGCCCCAUCCCCAAGCUUUCCGAUCCCCACGAAGUCCUCGUCGCCGUCAACUACACUGGUAUCUGCGGCUCCGAUGUCCACUACUGGGAGCACGGCGCCAUCGGCCACUUCGUCGUUAAGGACCCCAUGGUCCUUGGCCACGAGUCCGCCGGUACCGUUAUCCAGGUCGGCGAGAACGUGAAGAACCUCGUAGUCGGCGACCGCAUCGCUCUCGAGCCCGGCUACCCCUGCCGUCGCUGCGGAGACUGCCUUGCUGGUCACUACAACUUGUGCCCCGAAAUGCGCUUUGCCGCGACUCCCCCCUACGAUGGCACGCUUGCCGGUUUCUGGACCGCACCCUCCGACUUCUGCUACAAGCUGCCCGAUAACGUCUCCCUGCAAGAGGGAGCUCUGAUUGAGCCGCUGGCCGUCGCCGUUCACAUCACCAAGCAGGCCCAGAUCACCCCUGGCGCCUCUGUUGUCGUUAUGGGCGCCGGCCCUGUUGGUCUGCUCUGCGCCGCCGUAGCGAAGUCGUUCGGUGCCACCAAGGUUGUCAGCGUCGACAUCGUCCAAUCCAAGCUUGACUUCGCCAAGGAUCUCGCCUCUACUCACACCUACCUCUCCCAGCGUAUCUCCGCCGAGGAGAACGCCAAGGCUCUCAUCAAGCAAUGCGAUCUCGGCGCGGGAGCCGACUGCGUCAUCGACGCCAGCGGCGCUGAGCCCUCUAUCCAGACCAGCUUGCACGUUGUCAGGAUGGGUGGCACCUACGUCCAGGGUGGCAUGGGCAAGUCCGACAUCAACUUCCCCAUCAUGGCUCUGUGCUUGAAGGAGGUUACUGCCCGCGGCAGCUUCCGCUACGGCCCUGGCGACUACAAGCUCGCCAUUGACCUCGUCGCCAAUGGCAGGGUCAACGUGAAGAAGCUUAUCUCCGGCAUUGUUGAGUUCAAGCAGGCCGAGGAGGCUUUCAAGAAGGUCAAGGAGGGCCAAGUCAUCAAGAUCCUCAUCGCCGGCCCCAACGAGAAGGUCGAUGGAACCUUCAGCACAGAGGUGGACCCCAAGAAGGCAGCCGAGAACGGCAGCCAGGGCGGAUGCUGCUGAGCGAUCGGUGGAUACCUCCAAAGUUAAAUAGAAAAGCAAUGACCGGUGAGCGGAUGAAAUCGAAAAAAAAAAAGGGCGUCAUGGGCGGGUUUGUGAUGGGUUUCUGGCGCAUGCAGCAUGUAAGGGUUUUGAUGAAGCGGGGUGAGGGGCACAACAGUGUAUGUUUGCAUUGGAUAUGAUCAAGGAAAGAUACAAUCACUUUUUGCACUUCAUGAGCUUAUUCCCAUGCUCUUCAUCCCG